This is a messenger RNA of Poecilia reticulata (guppy), 1336 nucleotides long. Lineage: Eukaryota; Metazoa; Chordata; Actinopteri; Cyprinodontiformes; Poeciliidae. The record is from RefSeq and is a predicted model, not a curated record.
GAAUAUUACCAGUACUUGCUAUUGUUCACCAGCACAGUAAGGGUGAGUCAAUAACGUUAUCAGUAUGUGACAGUUUUAGGGAGUGACUGAGUUAUAAGAGCCUCCACACCCACUAUCAGUAGUCGUUUUUCAACUUUGGGUUUCUGUAUUCCGUUGCCCUUUCAACAAAAGAACCUAAAAUCUUACUUUCUCCGUAUUCUUAGUUAYCUAGUGUUUCUUUGCCARGAUGCAUGUAUUACUACUUAAAGAGCCGAGAGAUGAGGAAUCUGGACCUGAUCCCUACAUGAAGGUAGAAGCACUCYUAUCCGAAUCCAGAAGAAGCUGUAGUAAUGUGAUUGAUGAAAUGGUUUUUACGUGUCAUUUUCUGCAUCUAAAGGMAUUGGAAUCGCAWGGACACAAAGCAACACUCAUCCCUGUCUUGUCUUUUAAGUUUGUCUCAUUGAACACCUUUUCUGAUAAGCUUUUCCAGCCAGAGAAACAUGGUGGCCUGAUCUUUACCAGUCCCAGAGCAGUGGAGGCUGUGAAGAUGUGUUUAGACAUGGGAGGAAGGAGAGAAGAAUGGAACAAAUCCAUAAAAGACAAAUGGAACUCAAAAUCCAUAUAUGUGGUCGGGAARGCAACUGCAGCAUURGUUCAAAGCCUGGGUCUGAAGCCUCUGGGAGAGGACACGGGGACAGCUGAUGUCCUAUCACGUCUUAUUAUUGAAAGAGAGGACACCGAUAUCCCGCCGCUUUUUUUCCCCUGUGGCUCAAUUAAAAGAGAAGUCUUGCCCAYGGCUUUAAGGGAAAAUGGGGUUCCCUUAGAGACGCUGACUGUCUAUCAAACGGCUGAACAUCCAGAUCUUGAGAAAAAUCUGAAAAACUAUUUCACAGAGCAGGGAACUCCAGCAAGUAUAGCUUUCUUCAGUCCAUCCGGRGUGAAGUUUUGCCUGGAAGCAGUGCGAAGUCUGUCGGGUGAACAACUCAAUGAAAUAAAGUUUGCCGCCAUCGGGGCGACUACACGGGACGCCAUGGCAGCGGAAGGCCUCUGUGUGAGCUGCACAGCUGAAAAGCCAACGGCGGAGCAUUUGGCAGCAGCGAUAGCCACGGCUCUACAGCGACCAUCCUGAGGCRUCUGCUCUUUAAAUCCGACCAAUCUAUCUGUUGUCUGUYURGUUCAACAUUGUAUAAAAAAAAUGUCAAAUCAUGUUUAAUAUUUUGCUGCUCAUGUCACCGUUGCUGGACUUAAAAUUUGCACUGAAAAAAUGKUUUGUGUCAUGAAGGGUCAAGGAAGUUUAUUUCAUUUCAAACCUGUUAGUGUUAAGAUUAGUUUUUAAAAUAAAGCUUGGUUAAUGUGA